AUGGCUCGAAGACUUGGGGUGCUCAUGGCAUGCGUAGCCGGCGCUAUGGACUCUGUGGCACCUGCCUGUACAGCGCUGGAGGCAGCUCGAAAACUCACUGCCCCCAAGGCGACGUUGAAGAAGAAUGGGGAAUUCGAGGGCGGAGACUUCUGGGAAGAGCAUGAAGACUUGCUGAGAUCAGCCUGGCGAGAGCGUGUGCCUUUGCAUGCGGAGCUUUAUGAGUAUGGUCCAGCCUUUGAGAGGGAGUACCUGCAUCCACAACUGCGCGAUGCGGUUCAGAAGGCACGUCUGGGGCAAGAGAAGGAUGCACACGAGCUCUUUGAAGAGAUCAUUCCAGGUGUCUUCGCGACGGACCUGCUCUUCACCGCCCAGUUCCGCGAGGAGUUCCGCCGCGAGUUGGACGCCAUCAACGGUUCGGGGAUUCCAACCCGAAGGCCCAACGGAAUGAAUCGGUAUGGUGUGAUCCUUGAUGAAGUUGGCUUCGAGAAGAUGCUGGAGCAGCUGUGCGAUGCCUAUUUGCGACCCCUGGCCGCGAUGCUCUUUCCAGAGCUGGUUGGGGCACGCGAUGCGGAUGAGCACUACGCCUUCACUGUGAACUACGACACAGAGGGUGAUACCGAGUUGGCCAAGCAUGGCGAUGCUUCGGUGGUGACCAUCAAUCUGUGCUUGGGUCCAGAUUCUUGGGAAGGCAGCACCUUGCGCUUCUUCGAAAGCGGUGGCUCUGGGAUGUAUGCCCUGCCCAAGGGGAACGACUCCGCAGGCGCAGGGGAUGUGAACUUCCGCGCGGGCAUGGCACUGAUCCAUCGCGGGCAACACCAACAUCAGGCGCAGGAGCUCACCAGUGGUCAGCGAGUGAACCUGGUGAUUUGGUUGCAUGCCAAAGAUGGUGUGGUGCGUAUUGCUCCCUAUGCCCCGGACGAGCAGCUCACGGCGGCACAGCGUUGGAGCCCACAUCGCUUCCUGUGA
Durusdinium trenchii is the source of this 966-nucleotide messenger RNA. Lineage: Eukaryota; Dinophyceae; Suessiales; Symbiodiniaceae. The record is from the annotation of a GenBank genome assembly.